AUGUCCAGUUUUCUGGAGACAGCAGCUGGCUUCCCUCACCAUUUCUAUGCUGGGUCGGUACCACGGUUUCCCCCGCGACCCGGCAGUAGUGACUCACCUUCCCAGGUGCGGCGCUUCCCCGCUCUCCCCUUCCCCUUGCCACGGGCAAGAAGCCCUUUCCUGAAGGGGUUUGAGCUCUGCUGGCAAACGGCUGGAAGGAGCCGAAAGCAUCGCAAGCGCGCAGUGUUUACAAGGCGGCAAUGCAGCUUAUAAACAAGGGGCUUCUUUAGCAGCUGGGAGCAGCGAAAGCACAUUCCAAGGAGAGCAAGCCUGAGAUCAGCUUCUCGGAGCGGCCUGGCCCGACUGGGAGACGUCUUGCUCUGCCCCAGCAUCUGCACGAAUGCUUAAUCCUUGACCGCAUUAGAGCACGCUCCAAGCACGAAUGCAUCCUCGCGGCCCCUGGGAGGGCUGCGCAGCACCCGAUGAGCUCCAGAGAGCGCUGUCAUCCCUCUGCAGCACUCCUUCUCUCUCUCUGUCUUUAGCUUCCCACCUCACUCCACUGACAGAUCCCCGGCAGGCUGGAGUUCAGGAAUCAAGGUAGGGUCACCCCACAAAAUCUACAUAUUGAUCCAUCUGGCAGGCUCCCACAGGGUAAGCAAUACUUGGGUUUGAGGAGGCUGCCUGGUCACUCCGAUCUCUGCUGAUCCGCCAGGCUCCUGAAGAGAAGAACGGCAGGUGCCUGAAUCCAUUUGGACCUGCAGGUGAAGAGCAACUGAGGCAGCAGCUGGCCAGACUUGCGCUACCUUCACAUGCAGGAACAAAUGAGCCAUUCCCAGGAAGGCUCUGGAAGGUUUUCGGCUGCGAGAAGGCAGAGCACAGAGCAUACGGAUGAGGAGCAAGGCCAGGUGGAUGGUGCUGGGAGAAGGGAGCUGAGCGUGCAGUUUAGGGACAGCGGUGAGAGUGAUGAAGAUCCUGACCCUCCCAAGGACCCGCUGCUGAACUCUCUGCCUGAGCUCUCGGUGCUGGAGCGGCUGGGCCUGCACAGAGUGGCUUUGACCGAGCAGGACGUGGAGGCAGCGUUCACGCACUUGGCACUGGCCUUCCGCUGCGACAUCUUCACCCUGCGGCGACGGGUGCAGGUGGAGGAGCGGGCACGGGACGUGGCGGAGGAGAACAUUCAGCAAGAGCUGGAGGAGUGCCGGGCAGCGCUGCAGAGGCUGGGCCUGUCCUGCGUCGACCCUAAGUGCAAGGAGCUGGUCAGGCAGUUGCAGCUCAGCCUGACGGUGCUGGCGGGGUCCGUUGAGCGGGCGACGAGCGCGGCGGAGAAGCUAGGCGCCGUCCAUCAGGAGGCGCGGAUGAGCCGGGCAGCAGAGGUGAUGGUGCAGCAUGUGGAGAACCUGAAGAGACAUCACUUGCGGGAGCACACGGAGCUGGAGGAAAUGAAGCGGCUGAUCCAGCAGAACUCCCGCAACCGGCAGCUGGCUGAGAACAGGGAUGACGGAGAGCAGAGACUGAAACUGCCCCUGAUGCGAACGUUCCAGCAGGUGUCGGCACGUCGGAGAGUCAGCAUCGCCGUCAUUCCCAAACAGCUCACGCCACUUCCCAGCCCCGAAAGCGGGCGAGCGCCCGAGGGGGAGGCAGCCAAGGCGGCAUGGGAGAGCAGCCCUAGCACAGAGAGGCGAACCUGCUGCCUCCAGGAGGACUCCGCCGAUGGAUACUUCAUCCUACGCUCAGACUCCUCCAGCUCCUUGCACCAAAGCCAGCCGGAGGCAGACAGACUCGAGUAUGAGGGCGACAGAGGCCGCUACGCAGAAGGGAGCCAGCCGGAGCUGCGGAGAAGGGGAAGCACCGGCAAGCCCAUGAAGGAGGAACCUGAUGGGGCAUCGGACAGCAGUGGGCUGACGGAGGAGCUGGAGCAGCUUAGUCUGACGUCUACGGCAUGUGGGAAAGAGACCCCCUGGCCUUGGGUCUUUCUGCCCCAGCAUUAUUGGCUUUUCCUGGGGCUGCUUUUCCUGGGGCUCUCAUGUCUGGUUCUGAUGCGGAUUCUGGAGCUGCAGAAACAGCAGCCAGCACCAACCCCCAACUCCUAGCAUGAGAGAGGAAGAAGACGCAGCCCGAGAGAGACAGCAUGCCACCCUGGGCUUACUUUUAAAAAUAAAAUAAUAAAAAUAGGGGGGAAAAGGGGUUUGGAUUUUUGGGGAAACACAAACCUCCCUCCUACAAGCUGCAGGGUGGCUCCAGGAGGCUUAUUGAUGUGAAAGAGGCCCCUGCCCCAACUUGGACCCAUGAGAGCUGGGCUCAGCAGCAUCAGAUUAUCCCUUGUCAGCCGAAUCCUAGAAGAUCAGGGUUGGAAGAGACCUCAGGAGGUCAUCUAGUCCCACCCCCUGCUCAAAGUAGGACCAGCACCAACUAAAUCAUCCCAGCCAGGGCUUUGCCAGGCUGGGUCUGGUGCAAGGGUCCCUUGUACUAUGAUGGGCUAAGGGGGUGUGUGAUAGUGGAGGGGUGGGAGGCUGUAGGUACCUCCACCAGCUCCUGGCCUUCUGUUCUCCCCCCCAACCCUAGGUUGAGCUGCCCUGAAGGGCCUCAGCCCCUUUCUCUCCCUUCUUGACUAGAUGCAGCCUCCUCUCCCCAAGCAGCUGCUGGUUCCUGCUUUAAUCCUCCCCCUGGGGGAAGGGCCAGGGGAACAAGUGCCACUUUUGUCUGCACACUCUGCGUGAGUGUGUAGACUCACUUCCUCCCCAUGGGGGGGAAGGGAAAAGAGAGAUAGACCCCCCCCCCAAUCAGGUACAAGGGAGAUGCUUUAACAUAUGGACUCCUCGGAACAAACCGUGGUGCUACCUUUACUUCUCUGUGGAUCUAUUGUCUGGUUGCUAUUACGAUCCUCACGGGGGCUCUCACCUGAGCCGUUUGCAGAAGGGUCCCAUACUUGUAACCAAGCCGCUGAAGGCUGCAGGUGUAAGGUUCAGACACCCUGGGGGACGGAGAGCGCAGUAGCUGGAGCAUUGGCCUGCUCAACCCAGGGUUGUGAGUUCAGUCCUUGAGGGGGCCAUUUAGGGAUCUGGGGCAAAAAUUGGGGAUCGGGCCUGCUUUGAGCAGGGGGUGGGACUAGGUGACCUCCUGAGGUCCCUUCCAACCCUGCUGUGCUAUGAUUCUAGGACAUCAGCUGCUUGCUUAAUGGUAUGCUCUGCCAUCUAAAUCUGUCCCAUGCUUGGCCCCAGGGCUGAGCUGCUGGAAGGCAGCACCCAGGAACAGGCACCAGGUGCAUCGCACAGAGAAAGAUGCUCUCCCUCCCCUAACGCUUGCAUUUGAGUAAUCAGUGGGGGUGGGCAUUAAAGGGGGCAGUUUCUCUAGCUGCCUGUGAGGAGCUGGGGAAACCCCAGCCAGGAAAUUAAGGCGAUGCCCAGGCUUUGUCCGGCUGAGCACAGCCCAGGACCCCUGCACUCUGCUCUCCCUGCCUUUGAUCGGGUAAGAAAGAGGAAAUCGCCGAUCACCUGAUUCGCCAGCCAGGCUCCCCGCCCUGGGGGUCCACGCCCCGGGGAUUGUCCGCACCUGCUGGAGGUUGCCCGGACGGUCCGCCCUGCAGGUGGGGAAGGUCUAAUGGAGUCCAGCAGAGGAUUUCGGGGCCGGCUUGACCCACAAGCUGUAAGUCGCCGUCCUGUCUAUCUCCUGGCCCUGCGUGACUGAUCUCGGGGGA
This is a messenger RNA of Chelonia mydas (Green sea turtle), 3673 nucleotides long. Its product is annotated as inositol 1,4,5-triphosphate receptor associated 2. The record is from RefSeq and is a predicted model, not a curated record. The transcript has 17 exons. Lineage: Eukaryota; Metazoa; Chordata; Testudines; Cheloniidae. Gene Ontology annotation, cellular component: endoplasmic reticulum membrane. Bases 789 to 2069 code for a protein of 426 amino acids.